Messenger RNA from Malaclemys terrapin pileata, 3465 nucleotides. RefSeq names its product progestin and adipoQ receptor family member 4 (gene PAQR4). Gene Ontology annotation, molecular function: signaling receptor activity. Gene Ontology annotation, cellular component: membrane. The coding region runs from base 30 to 878 and encodes 282 amino acids. The record is from RefSeq and is a predicted model, not a curated record. The transcript is spliced from 3 exons. Lineage: Eukaryota; Metazoa; Chordata; Testudines; Emydidae.
GGCCUUCAGGGACCUUGGUCCUAGAGCCUAUGGGGCCAGGUGGGACCGUUGGCUGGGGCAGGAGUGACAGUGGAUCCCUGUUGAGCCGUGACCUUCUCUGCCUCCUCCAGCAUCCCCGCGGCCCCCCCUUCCUGGUGCCUGAGACAUCUCCUGGGAUUAGCUGGGAUCAGCUCAGCUCAGGGGCAGAUUCACCUGAAGAGGCAGAGGCAGCCGGAUGGUUUAGAGGCAUCCCCCUGUUGGGCUUCAUCUUCCUGCUGCCCCUGUCCAUCCCGUGGGCGCGGAUCUCGGUGGGCUGGCUGGCCGUGGUGCACUACCUGGCCUGCGUGGUGCCCCAGCUGGGCAGUGUGCUCUACCACCUCUUCAUGAACCACGAGGGGGGCCCGGCCGUCUACCACACCCUGCUGACCCUCGACAUGUGCGGGGUCUGCAUGGUCAACACGCUGGGUGCCCUUCCCAUCAUCUACUGCACCCUUGCCUGCUCCCCACUUCCCCGCAGCGCCGCCCUGCUGGCCUACACGGCGCUGUCCAGCUACGCCAUCAUCUGCGCGGUGACGGCCCACUCCAACGUGCGGCGCCUGCGCUCCUUCGCCUGGCAGGCCCUCUUCCGCUUCUUCUUCUUCUACCUGCGCUGGGUGGGCCUGGGCACAGGCCACCCCUCCUCGCUGCGCUCGUAUCUCAUCAUGGAUGGCCUGGCCCUGCUGGGGGGCAUCAUCAACGUCUCCCGCAUGCCUGAGCGCUGGCAACCCGGCCGCUUCGACUACUGGUUCAACAGCCACCAGAUCAUGCACGUGCUGGUGGUGGUCAGCAUCCUCUACCUCCACUGGGGGGUGGUGGCCGACUUGCUGUGGGUCACCAGUUAUGCCUGCCCCCAGGACUGACCGGGCCCGCCAGCCAGCGCGGAAUGGUGUGGUCUUGUGGCUGCAUCCCUCCAGGUCACCACACGAUGGAUUCCCGUUGGCCAAGGGGUCUUCUGGGUGGCCGGUGGUGGAUUCUCAUUGGCCAAGAUGUCUUCUUGAUCCACUCCCGUUGGCCAACAAUGGAUUCCCAUUGGCCAAGGCGCCGUCUCCAGUCCUUUUGGCCAAGGGGUCUUCUGGAUGGCCAAUGAUGGAUUUCUGGUGGUUUUGGUGACUUCUGGAUCAACUCCCAUUAGCUAAGGGGUCUUCUGGCUCAGCAGAGCAGGGCUCCCACUGGCUGAGAGUCAUUGUGGAUCACCAGGGUUGGAUUUCCAUGGUCGAGGGCUCUUCUCAGUGCCAGCAAUGACUUCCAUUGGCUAGACUCUGGAUAGACUCCCUUUGGCUGAUGAGGGUGCUUCUGGGUCACUAGCCACAGACUUCCAUUAACGAAGCUCCAGCCAGAUGCCCACUGUCCGUGGGUCAUGCUGGACCACCAGGGAUGGAUUUCUAUUGGCUGCGAUCCUUUGGAUCCUUCUGGAUCACCAGCAGUGCUCGCCCGUAGGGACUGGGGGCAGGGUGGGGGGCUGCGAGGGGGCACUAUUUUGAGGAGCUAGGGGGUGGAGAAGCCCCUCUCCCCCUUUUAUCCAGGUAUCCUACAGACUUUGAGACACCAUGCAAUACUUUCUACUUUUUAAAGGGCUGACGCGGUGCCUGGAUGCUGGGGUCUGCACUGACUAGGGGCUCGGGGGAGGCAGCCCAGGAGAAGCUGUGUGCAUGGGGGGAGGUGGGGGGGGGGGGGGAAAGGAGGCAGUGGAAUCUAAGAGCUACAGUGGGACUCCUGGGUUCUCUCCUCAGUUGUUGCCAUCAUCCUUGGGCCAAGCGGCUUCAGCUGCUUGUGCCUCAGUUUCCUGUUGCUCCCUGCUCUGGGCGUGGGGUGGGGUGGUGUUUCCUGUUACUGAGCCCUGGUCUGCACUCUCCCCCUGCAGAGGAACAGGUAUUCCCCUUUCUGCAGCAGUCACGGCUCCUAGUGCAGUAAUAGCCAGCAGGGGACUGUGUCCCCAUCAGCCUGUUUUUAUACUACACGUCCCAUCUGCUGCUAACCCUAUGGUGCUCAGCGGGAGCCCCGGGCGUUGAGUGCCAGGGCUCUCCUUCCACCCUCUGCUGGCAUUGGGGUGUACCUACUGGUCCCCUUCCCCUUACGUAACUUAGGGCCACUCAACACAGAGGCAGCGCUGGAUCAUUGUUUUCCAAUCCCUGUUCACUGGGCCCUGGAUAGCUAAUCUGGAUUCUGAGCAGGGAGGUGUGUGUAUGAAUGAAGCUAAACUGGAUUCAGAAGCCACAGCUGUGGGAGUAGCUGAACUGGUUCUCAAUCUGGAUUCCAGUUAGCCGCAUGCAUACAUAGCUAAACUCGUUCUCAGUCUAGAUUCCUGUCCAGAGGCCAGGUGUGAAUGUAGCUAAACUUGUUCUUAAUCUGGAUUCCAAUUGGCCAUGUGUAAUGUAGCUAAACUCAUUCUCAGUCCUGAUUCCUAUCAUGAGGCUGCAUGUGUGAAUAUAGCUAAACGGUUUCUCAAUCAGGAUUCCAGGUGGGAGGCAGUGUGUCAAUAUAGCCAAAUUAGAUUUUUAAUCCAGAUUCUAAUCUGGUUUUACCAGGAAACGUAUAUGGGGUCAAGCUGGUUCUUAAGGUGGAAGCCAACUUACAGAAGCAGUUCUUAAAUUCCAUCUUGUUCUCCAAUUGUUUUGCUCAGUGUAAAUGGGGCCCGCUCAGCCUCAUUCCUGGCGGGCAGCCACACUGGUUUAGAAACCAGAUCAGUAUUAGAAACUUGCUUGAAUUGCCAUAUAGACAAACUUUUAAGGAAGCAGUACAAAGGGUAGUAGAGGUAGAGUAGGACCAUGGGUGGACAAAAUGGACAAUUGAGACAGCUGUGCUGUGCCAAGACAAGGAGUCAAGCAUUAACGGGUAACCAACCACACAGCAUGAUGUGGAUUACAGCAGGGUGAGAUGGGAGCAAGGACUCCUGGGUUCUAUCCCUGUUCAGGGAGGCGAGCAGGUUCUAAUGGUUAGUGUUGGGGGCCUAGGAGUUAGGACUCCUAGGUUCUGUCCCCAGCUCUAGGAAGGGGAUAGGGUCUAAUGGUUUGGGGACAGGGGAGAGGAGACAUCAGGCUUUCUGGGUUCUGUGUCUCUGUUGUCCCACCCUGUAACUGAGGCCAAAAGGAAAGCUAAGAGGUGGGUUGCAGGCUGUGAACUGUUCUCCCACGUUGAAGGGAUGGCUGUAUUUCUCUGGCCUCCCUCAGAGGGGUGCUGCUGGGUGGGUUCUGCUCCCCCCCCCACCCCCCAAUCCAGUCUUGUCUCCGUUAUCUCAGGGCACAUGAACACAGCUAGUGUUCGCGGCUUAGUACCGAAGCAACAUAUCUUUUUAAAUUAAAAAUGCAAAACUGAAAAGUAAGAGGCUAAAAUCCACAUUGUGCCAGGGUGGGGGGAGCAGGGGGAUGGAGGUUCUUACAGGCCACCGCCUCCCCCCAGGGUCCUGUUGGAUGGUAGCUCUAGGCUUCAAUAAAGCAGAGACAGAGCUCA